AUGGCAGCAUAAACAAAGAAAAUAGAGGAGCCCCUUUUAAAUGAGAAAGGGCAAGAAUUCGGUGUAGACAUAACUGAAUUAGGUUUCUUGUUCCAUCCAGAUAACAUUCACCAUCCUUCUCCAGAUAAUUUUAAGAGAUCUAUUAGCAUCUCAGAAUUAUGGAAACAUGGUGGUGCCAAAGGUCUCGCUCACAAACUCAAAUCUGAUUCCAAGAAUGGUAUUAUUGGUGGAGCACAGGACAUCAAGAACAGAAUUAAUGCUUUUGGAGCUAAUUCCAAGAGACCUCCUAAGAUUAGAACUCUAUGGGAACUCAUCCUAGAAAACUUUGAGGACAGAAUACUUUAGAUUUUGCUGAUUGCUGCUCUCGUAGCAUUGAUUAUUGGAAUUUGGAAGGAAGGUAUUGAGCAUGGAUGGAUUGAAGGACUAUCCAUCUUCAUUGCAGUUGCUAUUAUAGUCUCAGUUACAGCUGGUAACAACUAUAUCAAAGAGAAAUAAUUCCAAAAGCUCGUAUCUAAAGCAGCUGAGGGAACUGUUGCUGUAUACAGAGGCGAAGAUGGUUCAACUCAUACCAUCUCUACCACUGAAUUAGUUGUUGGAGAUCUUAUUAAAAUUGAAUCUGGUAUGAAAAUACCAGCUGACUGUAUCUUGAUGGCUGGAACUGAUGUUGCAGCUGAUGAGAGUGCUAUGACUGGAGAGCCAGAGUAAAUGGAAAAAUCUGCAGUCAGUGAAAACAACGUUGAUCAUAGUCCAAAUCCAUUCCUCCUUGCUAACACAUUAGUAGCUAGUGGGCAAGGUGUUGCUCUUGUCUGUGCUGUUGGAUCACAUACUAGAUCAGGUAUGGCUGAGGAAAAGCUGAAUAUUGAAGAUGAAGAGACCCCACUUCAAGGUAAACUAGAAACCAUUGCUAAUGAAAUCGGUAAAGUUGGUCUCUAUGUCGCCAUAAAUCUAUUGAGCGUUGAUACCUUGAAAAAAGUUAUUGAAUUUGUUAUCAUUGCUAUUACAGUUAUUGUUGUGGCUGUUCCAGAGGGUCUUCCACUUGCCGUUACCAUUUCACUCGCUUUCUCAGUUAUGAAGAUGAAGGAGGAAAAUAAUCUUGUAAGAAAGCUAGAGGCUUCUGAAACAAUGGGAGGUGCAAAUGAAAUCUGUACUGAUAAGACUGGUACUCUUACCAAGAACCAAAUGACUGUCAAAGAAAUUUAUUUCCUUGACACUAUAUACACAGGAGUCCCAGCACACUUCAAUACUCUUCCAAGAAAUGAUCUCCUAGCUGAAGGAGUACUCUUUAACUGCAGCGCUAGAAUUGAAAGAAAUGAGCUAGGUGUACUUGAAACUAAGGGAAACUGCACUGAGCAAGGUUUAAUUUCAUACUUAAUGGAUGCUGGAGUCUAAGCUGAUCAUCUUCUAAGACAAAAGGACGACAAAAUCCUAUAAGUCAUUCCAUUUAACUCAAAGAGAAAGAGAGCAUGCACUGCUAUCAGACAUCCAACUAAAGAAAACCUUGUCAGAGUGUUUGUUAAAGGUGCCCCUGAGAUCGUUUUGGAACUUUGCGAGAGCUAUUUCGAUAAGGAUGGACAAACCCAAACAAUUGGCAAAUCCCAAAGAGAUCGCAUUGUAAAUGAUGUUGUUACCAACUCUUUCGCCAAGAAAGCCUUCAGAACUCUUCUUAUCGCUUAUGCUGAUCUUACUAAUGAAUAAUACGACAAUCUUUGUGAGUAAAACAACAACUUUGCCUCUGAAGUAGACAGAGAAGUCCUUGAAAGUUCAUUGACAGUUAUUGGUAUCUAUGCCCUAUAAGACCCACUUAGAGAUGAAAUCGUACAAUCAGUUAAAGAUUGUCACAAGGCUGGAAUCAAUAUCAGAAUGGUUACUGGUGAUAACCUUGACACUGCCAAGGCUAUUGCACUUGAAGCUGGAAUCAUCAAUGCUGAAGAAGCUGAAACAGAAUUUGUUUGCAUGGAAGGAAAGCAAUUUAGAGAAAUUUGCGGAGGACUUGUCUCAAUUAAGGAUGAAAAUAAUACUGAUGGCAAACUUAGAGAAGAGAUUGGAAACAAGGGUAUGUUCAGAAUUGUUAAAGAUAAACUUAAGGUAUUGGCUAGAUCAACCCCAGAGGAUAAAUACAUGCUCGUAACAGGUCUUAAGGAAUUCCAAUCCGUUGUAGCCGUUACUGGUGAUGGUACUAAUGAUGCCCCAGCCCUUAAGAGAGCUGAUGUCGGCUUCGCUAUGGGAAUUACAGGCACUGAAGUCGCUAAAGAAGCCUCAGAUAUUAUCCUUCUCGAUGAUAACUUCGCUAGCAUCUUAACUGCUGUUAAGUGGGGAAGAAACAUCUACGAGAACGUUAGAAAGUUCCUUUAAUUCCAACUUACUGUCAACGUCGUUGCUAUGUUCAUCGUGUUCCUCGGAGGUGUUGCCAAGGACGAUCCACCCCUUACCUCAGUUCAAAUGCUCUGGGUUAACCUCAUCAUGGAUACAUGCGCUGCUCUUGCUCUCGCUACUGAACCCCCAGGUGAAGAUCUCCUAGACAGAAAACCAUACUCCAGAAACGAUUUGAUUGUUACUCCAGUCAUGUGGAGAAACAUCACAGGCCAGGCAAUCUUCCAAAUCAUAGUGCUUGUGACUCUUCUCUUCGGAGGCAAGAAUAUCUUCAGUCUCACUUACACUGACAGCGAUCCCUUCUAUGUCGCUCAGGUUCCCAACUUCGAUAAAGUGCUCCAUUACACUUUGAUCUUCCAUACCUUCGUGUUCAUGCAAGUGUUCAACGAGAUCAACAGCAGAAAGCUCGGAGAGAGGGAGUACAAUGUCUUCCACGGCUUCUUCAACAACCUACUCUUCCUCCUAAUCAUUGUCUUCACCAUUGCAGUCCAAUGCGUCCUCGUCCAAUAUGGAGGUCAAUCAGUCAGAACCGUUCCACUCACCUGGUAACAACACGUGAUCUGCAUUGGCAUCGGUGCCAGCUCCCUCAUUGUUGGACUCAUCGUCAAAGCUAUUCUCCCAGUUUCCCUAUUCACUAGAAUCCAAAUGAAGGAAGAGCCACUUACUGAGGAAGAGCAAAAGGUUGCCUUCACCAGCACAUUCAGAAAGAGCUUCAGACAAUCAAAGAGAUAAUCAACUCUUAAGACUGAUAUUCAGUGA
Stylonychia lemnae is the source of this 3129-nucleotide messenger RNA. Lineage: Eukaryota; Ciliophora; Spirotrichea; Sporadotrichida; Oxytrichidae. The record is from the annotation of a GenBank genome assembly.